Rhizopus microsporus ATCC 52813 is the source of this 963-nucleotide messenger RNA. RefSeq lists its product as uncharacterized. NCBI's taxonomy places the organism in Eukaryota, Fungi, Mucoromycota, Mucoromycetes, Mucorales, Rhizopodaceae. The transcript is spliced from 4 exons. Bases 1 to 963 code for a protein of 320 amino acids. The record is from RefSeq and is a predicted model, not a curated record.
AUGCAACAACCAUUUGGAGAGUCACCAUGCCAACAGUGGAGGAUUGCUUUCAUCUAUGCUUUUGCAACUAUCUUUAACUCUCAACAAUCAAUAGCACCUUCACUCUUUAAACUACCGGAUUUUACACCUGAUCAAUUAGAAGUAGAACUUCAAAAGGAAGACAGUCAACUUGUACAUAACAUCAUCUGCUCUUGUCUUGGAAACAUAUUUAAUAGAAAAAAUCCCGUAGAAUCAUAUACCAAAUCACUUCAAGAUAUUGUCACUGAAAAGAUAAAAACAAUGGAUAUAGAGUUGGAAAAGAACCCCUUGUCAAAUCAAAAGUUUAAUACGUUAUCUGCAGAUUUAAAAUUACUCAUCUUAUAUUCUAUGGUCGAAUGGCAGCUACAGGAUAGUCAAGCAGUUCGAUUGAUCAUAGAUUACUAUAGCACAAAGAGAAGCCAGCAUAAUCCGAUUGAGGUUCGUCCUAUUGGCAUAGACAAAGAGAAAAGCACCUAUUGGCAGUUUGGUGACUCACCUUAUAUUUGGAAAGUAAAAAACAAAAAGAAAGAAUGGACAUUAGGUAAAUAUGAUGAUGAAGUUGAUGAAAUAUUGAUCAAAUCAGUAUGUAAGGAUCGUCAAACGAUGGAAGCAUGGAUAAGUACAUUAUCGACCACACAUCGAGCAGAAAAGGCAUUAUUUAAGUAUGUUGACGAGCAUGUGUAUCCGCUAAUAGAAAAGCAAGAGAAACGAAAGGCUAAACUGGAACGAGAAAAAUGGAAGAAGCUGAAUCCGGUUGAACCAGUGACGACGCGAUCGUAUACGAGAAAGAGAGAACGAGUGAAUUACAAUUAUGACGAAAUCUAUACAGAGCAAGACUUUGAUGAAUAUCUUCCAGAGUCUUCUUCUAGAUCACCAUCACCUGAUCGAUUGGCAAAAAAACCUACGAGAUCAAGCAAUAGACUCAAAGGGGCUCUUGAUGCUUGA